This is a messenger RNA of Penicillium chermesinum, 447 nucleotides long. RefSeq lists its product as uncharacterized. The record is from RefSeq and is a predicted model, not a curated record. Bases 1 to 447 code for a protein of 148 amino acids. NCBI's taxonomy places the organism in Eukaryota, Fungi, Ascomycota, Eurotiomycetes, Eurotiales, Aspergillaceae. The transcript has 2 exons.
AUGAAACGAGGUGGUGAGAUCACAGGGUUUGCUGAAGUCGCAAAGCCGUAUGGCCUUCGAUACGGGGCCGUAAAAGCAUUCAACGAUAGUCUCCUUGUUGGCGAAUGGCAUCCCCCUAUCCCCGAAUCAGCGGAUGUAUCGGAUCAGUUGCAGAACGUCAUGCUGCAACAUGCGAGCAUUGCUACCUUUGUUCAGCAUCACAGUGUAGGAAUCCAUGUGGAUGCUCGGGCAAUUGUGAGAGGGCUGCCUGCUCAGAAGCAGCUCAUGCGCUUUGCCUGCUCAAUAAGUCGGUCUAUUGACCCUCGACGGGCCUACCGGCUUGAGGACCCGAGCUGUAUCAAUGAGAUUCCUAACGUAUCUGGAAAAGAAGAAGCAGGUGGUCACACAGACCCGAGAUGUCAAGCGGCGCAUCUACGAAAACGUGGAUGUUUUACCGCUGGGGACUAA